CCCCAACGAUGAAAGCAGAUCACCUCACCCGCAAUGCAUCACCGUGCCGUGCGCGACCGCCACCCGCCAUCCCCAAGUCAUCCCCAGAAGCAGGCUCAUCACCACCCCCACCGGCAGAGGUAUCCGCAUCAUUGGCUCCGGCGGCUGAACGCGAGUGUCAGAUACGUACCGCGGCAUACACACCAUCGCCAUCUACGUCCACAUCAAGAUCAGUCCAACCACCAAGCCGGGGCACAUGGCCCUCCAAAAUCCGCGCCCUCCACUUCACCCGCCUCGUCUACGCCACCUCCCGCCCACACACAGCGCGGACACCCCACCGCUUCCUCACCCGCCUCCUGCGCCGCCGCGGCGAAAUCGAGCGCGAGCUCGGCCGCGACGCGUUCGUGGGGAUGUGGCGGCGGUGGCGGGUGUUGGGGCGGUGUCUCGAGGCGUGGGUGGGCGGUAUGGAUGGGGGGCUACCGGACGCUUGAGAAAUGGCUCAUGACGCAGACUAGGAGGGGAUCGUAAGGGCAGAAGACAAGAGACCCCGCGGUGCUUCAACUUUUUUUUGGGACUGUUUUGUAUGUACAGGAAACAUGGACGCGGGAGGGGGAGGGGAUGAUAGAUUUACAAGUUUGGAAGGCCGUGUGAUGGGGGGGGGGGGGGGGGG
This is a messenger RNA of Fimicolochytrium jonesii, 649 nucleotides long. RefSeq lists its product as uncharacterized. Lineage: Eukaryota; Fungi; Chytridiomycota; Chytridiomycetes; Spizellomycetales; Powellomycetaceae. The record is from RefSeq and is a predicted model, not a curated record. Bases 34 to 507 code for a protein of 157 amino acids. The transcript has a single exon.